AUGGUUACAGUGGAAGUAGAAAACUGUAGUAACCAAGAAACUCCUACACCGAACUGUAAUUAUGUUUCAAAUAUUAAACAGAACGGUCACAGUAUAGAACCCAUGAAACAGAUUCCUGGCUAUUUAUCAAUUUAUGCAGUAUUUCAGAUAAUUGGAAUAUUCCUUAUAUUAUCUGUCUUUUUAUGGCUUCAAAUUUAUCGGACUGGUUUCGGUUUUAGUGGAACAAUUCAUAUAUGCAACUGGCACCCUUUAUUAAUGACAAUCACGUUUAUUUAUUUAUUCGCAAAUUCUAUCCUCCAUUUCAGGAAUUUUCGAAAUACUACAAAACGAAAAUUAAAAAUGCAACAUGCAACAAUUCAUAGUUGUAUAGUCAUAUUUGGGGUACUUGGUAUAUGGACUGGUUUAAAUUCAAAUUUAAUUGCUAAUCCACCUAUUCCAAAAUUUUACAGUUUGCACAGUUGGUUGGGAAUUAUUACUGUUAUAAUGUUCCUCUCUCAGUUUACAAGUGGAUUUAUAUCAUUUCUUUACCCUGAAAUAGGGAUGAGAUAUAAAAAAGUUAUGAUGCCGUAUCACGUAAUUUUUGGUAUACUGACGUUCGUAUUAUCUAUCAUAACUUCAGUUCUGGGAUUUAGUGAAAAAAUCAUAUUUGCAUUGAACCACCAGUAUGAGCAUAUGCCGACGGAAGGACUAUUUUUAAACUUUGUAGGGAUAGUAUUAAUUGUUUACGGUGUAUUGGUUAUGUACAUAUUGAUCAAACCGGAAUAUAAAAGAUCUUCUAAGCCAGAUGACGGAGUGACAAAUAAUAGGACUUGA
This is a messenger RNA of Macrosiphum euphorbiae (potato aphid), 813 nucleotides long. The record is from the annotation of a GenBank genome assembly. Lineage: Eukaryota; Metazoa; Arthropoda; Insecta; Hemiptera; Aphididae.